Molecule: messenger RNA, 762 nt
Organism: Penicillium alfredii
Lineage: Eukaryota; Fungi; Ascomycota; Eurotiomycetes; Eurotiales; Aspergillaceae
Product: Ulp1 protease family protein
Exons: 6
Coding region: 1-762 (253 amino acids)
Biological process (GO): proteolysis
Molecular function (GO): cysteine-type peptidase activity; deNEDDylase activity
Source: RefSeq, a predicted model, not a curated record
AUGCUGGACGGCGGCCUGAACAAGUUGCGCAAGGUGCGAGGGCGGUUUGGCGAUACGUUGAACCCAGAUGAUGCCUUUCUCAGCUUAACGAGAGAGGAUAUGCAAACUCUCAAGAACGACUGGCUCACAGACAAUAUCAUCUCAUUCUGGGAGGAAUACCUUGAACACGAAGUUCUCUCCCAAUUCAAGUCCUCGAAUAUCAUCCUCCUGCGCCCUAGCAUGUCUUUUAUGCUCCUCCAAACUCCAGACCCUCGCACUCUCCGCGAUGCACUUCCAGACUUCAGUCGAGCAACUCACGUCUUUCUUCCCAUCAAUGACUGUCGCAACGUCACCCAAGCCGAGGGCGGCACUCACUGGUCACUGCUGCUGAUCUCCAUUGUGGACCGCAUUGCCUUCCACUAUGACUCGCUCUACCAGGGAAAUGUCUGGGAGGCCGAUACGCUCACGCGCAAGUUCGGGUUUCUUCUCAACCAGCCCAUCCGGUUCUUGCAUCUCAACGACUCACCUCAUCAAGCCGGUGGCAGCGACUGUGGCGUGUUUGUGUGUCUGAACAUGCGGCAUCUGCUUUUGAAGCGGCUAUUGAUGGCGAGCGCGCAAGAGAAGGUCAGUAUGAGUCUGGGCGGACGCAAGAUCGACGCCCAUGCGGGACGGAAAGAGAUCGCCAAGAUCAUUGAAGGGUUCCGUAAAGAAGGCGAGCGCCGGCGAUCGGCAAGCUUGAGCCCCAUGGGGAAGAAAUCCAGGAGUCCCCCACGAGUUGAUUGA